This is a messenger RNA of Centruroides sculpturatus (bark scorpion), 1800 nucleotides long. Its product is annotated as sorting nexin-32-like. The record is from RefSeq and is a predicted model, not a curated record. The transcript has 14 exons. Bases 26 to 1276 code for a protein of 416 amino acids. Gene Ontology annotation, molecular function: phosphatidylinositol binding. Lineage: Eukaryota; Metazoa; Arthropoda; Arachnida; Scorpiones; Buthidae.
UUUUUUUUUUCUUUUUAAUAUUUAGAUGGAGACUAUAAAUCCUGGACAUUCAGAUUCUGGUCACAAUGGAGAUGUACAUGAUUUAGAUACAGAUCAAGAAUCUCCUACACUGGAUACAGUUUCAGGAUUUUCUACUUGUUCCUCUCCACUACCUCCAGAACCUUUUGAACCAAGAUAUACAGUAAAAUUUACUGGAAAUGUCACAAAGGAUGGCGAUAUUGUAAAAUACACAAUAAAAACCCAAAGGGUGAUUGGGGAUGGAACGGAAUACAUAAUUCAGCGUCGUUAUGAAGAUUUUGAGUGGUUGGAGCAUUGCUUGGUUACAUCAAAUAAUAUACAUGGAAUUAUUAUACCACCUCUACCUCCUCGACCACCCAUAACUUCAGAAAUGGCUGAAGCUAAAUCCAAAAAACAACUAGGAAGCAAUACAAAAACAUUAAUUGGUGAUGAAUUUCAUAAAGACUGCAGGCAGUUAGAACAGUACUUAAGAUUAUUAUUAAAUCAUCCUUUAUUUGGUUGUGAAGAUGUGUUGGAAAAAUUUUUAACUGAGAAAGAACCUCCUGCAAGAGCAAAAAUAAAGAAAGGACUUUUUAGCAAGUUAUCAGAUAGUAUAGAAAAUCGAAAGAGUAACCAUAAGGAUUGUGAAGAAUUUUUUCAAAAAGAAAGGGAUUGGGUAAACAAAUACGGUAUUCAAAUAAGUGAAUGUAGUGAGGCGUAUAACAAUGUAGUUUAUGCACAGCAAAGGUUAUGUAGUGUUCUUGGACAUCUUGCAACAGCCCUUACGUUUUCAAUAGGGGGAAAUGAUGAAAUCACCAAAGUAGGAACAAAAUUGUGCAUUAGAUUUUCUGAAGCCUUAGAUGACAUUAGGCAUGGACUUCAAGUUGUUACUUACAAUGAUGAAAGUACUUUGGGAGCCUAUCUUGAUUUGUAUUCAAGAUACAUUGAAGCAGAACGGGAUAUGCUGUUUAGAAGAACUUGUCUUUUGGUCGAAUAUGAGAAUUCCAAUAAACUUUUAGAUAAGUCUAAGCCUAAUAAAAGGGAGAUGGCAGAACAAACAAAAUUAGCUGCUGAAAAAGCAUUUGAAGAAUGCUCUGAUGUAGCAAGACAAGAAAUUAAAAAGUUUCACCGUCAGAGGGUGCUGUCAUUCCAAGAGAGUCUAGAGAAAUUUGCUGAUACACAGUUGAAAUCUGCAAGAGACAUGUGUGCCAUCGUGGCCAAAUCCAUAACUAAACUCAAGCAAUUUGAAAUUGCAGUUUCACCAAAAAACGAAGAGUGACAAAUUCACAUCAACUGUACAAAUAAAAAAAGAGAAUAUCAAAGCAAAGAACAACAUGCAUUGAUUGCAUUUUGGAUAAAAGUCGAUAAAUUUUGAUCAAGUUCCACAUAAUUCGAAAGCAAUCUCCAAAGAUUUAUACUCAUAUUUCUAAACGAUUUUAUAAUUAAAAACAAAAAUAUUUGUAAAUUUAAAAAAAAAAAAUUGACUCAGUGGUUGGGAGGGACGUCCUAGUCAAAUUGGAAGCCCAGGGAAAAAAUAUCACAAGGGAAUUUUUAGCUGCUUCGAUUGUUUUUGUGAUCACAAAAUUUUGAUUAUUUUCAAAUUAUUUAGAAUUUAUUGAAAUAUUUUAUAAAUUUGUUAUGUAUACAAUAUAUAUAUAUAUAUAUAUACAUUGUUUUUGAUUAUGGAAGUACAUGAAAAACAAAAUAUUAAGUUGUAAAGAAUUAUUGUAAAGUCAAGCUUCUAUCGAGCACUAAUAUAGUGGACCAAUAUUGUAAUUAGCAAUAAAAAAAUUUUGAAAAAUC